GAGAGAACGAGAGAGAGACCGGCUGGACCCACACCGUUCAAACCGUUACCCACCUGCAAAUAAACCGUGCACGUUCUUUGCUGACGUCACGGCGGAUAGAACAAUCGUCGCGCUGUUCUGUUAUGACGUUAUAAAGCGUACUUUGGAACAUUUCCUCGCGACAGCGCCUCAUAACAUGCACGGAGUGUCCCACGGCAGCGCAGGCGAACAACAGGUGGAUUCCGAGGCCAUUCCAGACAUGGAAGUAGCCAUACUUCUGUGUCUCUCCGCCCCACGAGUAACCACAGCAAAGACACCGUAAAAUCCAGCGUACCGGAAAGAAGCCGAACGACGCGCUCGCGAUAUGGAUCAUUUCAACUGUGGUGACGUGACAUUAGCAGCAUUACGGACAAGAUUGACCACUUACACGGUUCAUUCGGAAUUAUGUCACUGUACAUCUGAUAUCGUCUUCUAAUACACAGAGGCUGUUUAUUUCUCUCCCAAGAGAGUGUUUGAAGACUUUUGGAGUCAUGCCUGUCAGUAACGGAUCGAUGAUGGAUUUGCCCUCGGGAUGUGUGAAAGUAAAGGCGCAUUACGGAGGGGACAUACUGAUCUCUGACUUGGAUUUGGCCAUGACAUACACAGAGGUGUAUGAGGAGGUGAGAACGAUGUGUGGGGUCCGAAAGGAGAUGCCAAUUACACUCAAGUGGAUUGACGAUGAAGGUGACCCGUGUACCAUCUCAUCCCAGAUGGAGCUGGAGGAAGCAUUCCGGAUCUACAGCCGGAACCGGUGCUCCGGACUCCUAUUGCAUGUGUUCCCAAGCAUUCCUGAAAAGCCCGGUAUGCCGUGCCCAGGAGAGGACAAAUCAAUCUACCGCCGUGGAGCUAGACGAUGGAGGAAGCUGUACCGGGUGAACGGGCACCUCUUCCAGGCCAAGCGCUUUAACAGGAAAGCAUACUGUGGCCACUGCAGCGAGAGGAUAUGGGGACUGGGGCGUCAGGGCUACAAGUGUAUCAACUGCAAGCUACUGGUCCAUAAACGCUGUCACAAGCUCGUCCCACUGACCUGUCAAAGGCAUAUGGAUCCAGUCAUGCCAUCGCAGGAGCCGUUGGUAGACGAUGAUAAAAGUGGAGAGGAAGUGGAGAUCCCCCCUGAGGACCCUGAGGAAACAGACGCAAUUCCAGUCCCUUUUUUAGCUCACAACCGGAAAGUAGAGAAAGCUGAAGAUGACACAGAGGAUCUGAAGGCGGUGGUGGAUGGUAUCGAGGGGAUUCAGAUCUCUCAGGGUCUUGGCCUGGGGGACUUUGACCUGAUCCGGGUGAUUGGGAGGGGCAGUUACGCCAAGGUGCUGCUGGUACGACUCAAGAAGAACGAACAGAUUUAUGCCAUGAAGGUGGUGAAGAAAGAGCUGGUCCAUGAUGAUGAGGACAUUGACUGGGUCCAGACAGAGAAACACGUGUUUGAACAAGCAUCAACCAAUCCAUUCUUAGUGGGACUUCACUCUUGCUUCCAGACAGAGAGUCGGCUGUUUCUAGUGAUCGAGUAUGUGAAUGGAGGAGAUCUCAUGUUCCAUAUGCAGAGGCAGCGUAAGCUUCCAGAGGAACAUGCCAGAUUUUAUGCUGCUGAAAUUUGCAUCGCUCUUAAUUUUCUGCAUGAGAAGGGAAUUAUUUACCGGGAUUUAAAACUGGACAAUGUACUAUUGGACCAGGAUGGCCAUAUCAAAAUUACAGACUAUGGCAUGUGCAAGGAGGGAAUCAGACCAGGUGACACCACCAGCACAUUCUGUGGGACGCCCAACUACAUCGCCCCAGAGAUCCUGAGGGGAGAGGAUUACGGCUUCAGUGUAGACUGGUGGGCCCUCGGCGUGCUUAUGUUUGAAAUGAUGGCAGGCCGAUCUCCUUUCGACAUCAUCACUGACAAUCCUGAUAUGAACACAGAGGAAUAUCUCUUCCAGGUAAUUUUGGAGAAGCCGAUACGGAUUCCCAGGUCACUGUCUGUUAAGGCUGCAAGUGUGCUGAAAGGCUUUCUGAACAAGGACCCCAAAGAGAGGCUGGGAUGUCAAGUUCAGACCGGAUUCACAGACAUCAAGUCUCAUACGUUCUUCAGAAGCAUAGACUGGGACCAGCUGGAACAGAAGCAGGUGACGCCACCGUUCAAACCUCAGAUCACAGACGACUACGGUUUAGACAACUUUGACACGCAGUUCACCAACGAACCCGUGCAGCUAACACCAGACGACGAGGAUGUGAUAAAGAGAAUAGACCAGUCUGAGUUUGAGGGAUUCGAGUAUAUUAAUCCUCUGCUGCUCUCCAAUGAAGAAACCGUAUGAGGGAAGAACAAUCCGGCUGAUGUUUCUCUGCCUGCGGCUCCACAAGACUACUACAGCUGAGUUUAGCUCAGACUAUGUGUUCACAGAGAAGAACUUCUCUUUAAAACUGUGUUUAAGACAAAAAGCAACACUAAGAGUUCACGUUUCGGACCCUCCUUGAGUUAUUUUUGGGUUACACUGGAAGAAGAAACGACUGGAGAAACUAUUCCCGCAAUUUUAGCUGAUUGUCUUCCUGCUUCCCAGCAUCCUCUUUAAUUUUCACACCCAUGUGUCCAUGUGCACUGUUAACUGGGACUCAAGUUAGUUUCUUCAAUGUGUGCCUGCAUCCAUCAGAGACUACAUUUCCCAUCAGCCCUUGCUAAAUAUGACAGUUCUAACUUAAUGUGCACUUUUAUUUUGUUAGAAUUUUUUUUUUUUUUUUUGAUUCUCUUAAAUCUUGUAUGAGGCUUGUCCUCAAGCAAAACAAGAAUGUAUAAUGUUUAAAGGUAAAAAAAGGUUGUAUUAUAGUGUAGGUAGCCAAACAAAGAAUUUAUGAUGCCUUCUAUGAUGCAAAGUGGCACAUUUUAAUUCAUGAUCAUGAUGGUUUCAUCCACAGUGGGUAGCUGUGCUUCAAGCCACAAGCUUUUAACCACCCAUGUUGGUUUUAAAUGGAAGAUAAAAUGUGUUUUUUGAAGAAGUGCCUCAAAGAUCCAAAAUUCACCAUGCUCCAAACUGCUCUGAACUCCACAUUAGAUUGGAGUUGGUUUUCCAAUGCACCAUCCACUGAGAAAGUGGGCUGCAGGUGUUAUUAUUUUUUAUAUAUAUAUAACACAAACACACUAAUACAAAUGUUGAGAACAAAACAUGAAGAUUAGACACUGAAUGAUCACAAAGCCCAAAUAGAUCUGACAAGCAGUAAUAUUACCAGCCUCGGCUCAUUGGAAAAAAAAAAAUUUCUCUAUCCAUAUUUUUGCAAAACUCCAAAAAUGUAUCUACAUUUUACUGCAGUUUCCAGCUGAAAUGAACACUAAUGGCACUAAGAUUGUUUAUUUCUUUUCACACAAAUUAUUAGGGAGCAGAUUAUUGAUUUAAAAAAUGCUUAUUUUUGCGCAGUUCCUUGUUAUGACCUCAAAACACUUUGAUAGAGCAUGAUUUGUAAUACAUUUUGAUAUUUGCGUUGCAUGACCAGCCCCAUAUAUAUGGUUUUCCCCAAAUAGUAAACUUGCUCGGUAUCUCACCCGGUACAGGACUGCACUUGUGAUGUGAAGCACUCGGGCUUGAAUCCCGCAAAACCCAAGUUAGGAUAAAAGACCUUAAUGAUUUGUAGAAGCAAGCUAAAAUCACUCAUGUUUGCAUUUGUUAACACUUCAGUUAAGAUUAGCAUCCAUACGUUUUUUUUCAAAAGCCAUAGCGCAUUAACCUCACUGGAAAUUUCAUUUCUGAACUGCCACAACAUGCAAAGAAAACCAACAUAAUAAAACAUUGCCAGAUUCAUGUCCAUCUAUCUCUGAUAAAAACUGAAUGCAGCUUUAGUGCCACUUACUAGACAUUUCACAUUUAAAGUGUCAUAAAACAUUCAAAAAACAAUUAAGUGUUGCAUAAAUAUCGAAACAGGGGAGUCCGCCCCCCCCACUCCCAAUUGAGCCUGGGUUUAAUAUUACUGUAGAGUUCAUUACAGCCGCACUAUAUUACCCAAAUGGCUGCUUCUCACUCUGAUAAGAGGUUUUUUUUUGUUUGUUGUUGUACUCAUGUGAUCUGUCAAUAAUGUGCUGUUGAGAUGUUGUGGAGCGUGAGAGAACAGUGAUGUGACUGAAUCUCAGAUGACCUAAACACAAGGUAGAACUGUUUUUGCAGUCGCAAUCAAAUACUGCAAAUACUACUCAACCUAUUGCAACAUGCAUUAUCAAACACAGUCAGUACAGAAUGCUAAUCUUUUAUCAGUCAGUGACAGCCUGUGUUCGGAAUGGAGUUCUAGCGUGCUAUAGAAGUAGUAUAUACUGUAUUCUAUCUACUAUUUGUAUUAAUAGUAGGUGAAAUGAUAGUCAAUAUUCCACGAGAAACACUUUUCAGACAUUAAUAAGCUGCACUGUCACGUUACGUAGUGAUGUUGCGUACAAGCAACUAAUAAUGACUAUUUUGUAUUUUAAAAUCAAUCAGUCAGGCAAAAUAAUGAGCCAAGAAAAAAAGAGAGAUGGAAAUGGAAGGUCAAGUUGUGUGUAUUGCAUUAUGGGAUAUGUUAUUCUGCACUGUGUGUGUCUUGGCAAAUGUAGUAGGUCAUCUGGGUAUCCAAUGCAUACUGUGCACAGUAUACAUACUGCAGAGAUCGUGAGAGUAGCUUGUUAGUAUGCUAUUACAAACAUAGCAGUUCACUCCUACACACUUUUAAACUAAACCAUUAUGUCUAUUUAGAUUCCAGGCCACACAAAAAAGCUCUUAAAAAUUAACUUCAAAAUUUCCAUUUAAAGAAUAAAAACAGCCAAUCACAGGCUAGCUUGACUGAUUAAUCCCUCACAGUGAUAAGGUAUUGUGUUAUUAAGCAACUAGAUAUGUUUUCUAUCUUCCACAGCAUUUAAUCUCCCAGGUUUUUUUUAUUUUUAUUAUUAUUCCCCUCUCUUCCUGGAGCUUGAAGACGACACUCUCGUGAACGCUUUGAUGAAAUCAGACCUGUAUGAAGAAUUGCUGCCAUGUUAACAGGAUUAAUUAGCUGCUUUUGUGUCAGACAGUAGUGAGAUUAGCAGACAGGCUAAGAACAAAGAAUGGCCGGGGAGAUAACAAGCGUGACAAACUAACGAUAACGAGGCAGAGAGAAAAGCCAGAUUUCCCCACCAUGUUUUCAGCUCUCUAAUGAAAAUCUGGUGCAAAAACAGGCACACAAUUUGGUUGAACUCUACUAUUUAUGAAUGAUAUAUGGAUUAUUUGUAAUGUGAACUUUAGUUGAAUGCAAACUGCCAACAAGUGGCAUUCCAGUAUAGUUUGGCAAGGCCAUUGCUCAUGCAAAUUAUCAGGUUUUUAACAUAAAUAUGGUCCUACAUGAAAUUAUUUAGCUCAAAAUUUGCUUCAUUUUUUUUUUUAUUCCUGUAGAUUUUUUUUUUUUUUUUUUUUUUACAAAAACAGGUACUAUGGUAUAUUACAAAGGACAAAGUAAUAAAUCAUCUUCACCCAACCAUGACUUAAUUUUCCACCAGCUUGACCUAAUGUACAGAAUCCACAUGAAACAGUAUCAGAUUUAUUGUUGUCCUUUGUUUGGGUUUUAUUCAUGUUUAUAUUUUAACUGGAAUGAGUUUGGCACAAUUGCAAAUGUAUAUAAUUUAACCCUUAAAAUGAUCUCUCUCACACAAAUACACACACAAAAGAAAUAAAUCUGUUUCUGCAUCAUUAUAAGAGAUAUCUAAAUCCAGUGUCCCAACUCUUAAACUUAGAGCCCAAGACUCCAAUAAAAUACAAGUUCCUGUCCCUGAAAACAUUUAAAGCAAGAAAUUUCCAUUAUUUAUUAACUUGCCAAAUAUAAAAUCUGUCGCAAGCUGUUUUCUGCUUUUCUUUUCUUUUUCUCGGGUUCUUCCCUUAUGUCGAGUCCAAAGCAAAUGACGCUCUUAUCAAUGUGCUACAGGGGAAUACUUUUAUAUUUGAAGUGUUUGUUUUAUAAAUUAUUGUAAAUGAAAGCUCUAGUAGAGUUCCUGUGGGCUGAGGAUGGGAGAGAGAGAUGUGAACAUGUCUUUGGUUUUACGAAGUUAAGUCUUAAGCAUCUUAGAUAACAACUGUAAAUCAGUAAAUGUUCAUUGUAAUGACUUCA
Molecule: messenger RNA, 6078 nt
Organism: Cyprinus carpio (common carp)
Lineage: Eukaryota; Metazoa; Chordata; Actinopteri; Cypriniformes; Cyprinidae
Gene: prkcz
Product: protein kinase C zeta type
Biological process (GO): protein phosphorylation
Molecular function (GO): diacylglycerol-dependent serine/threonine kinase activity; ATP binding; zinc ion binding
Source: RefSeq, a predicted model, not a curated record